CAUUGAAGUUGGCGGCCAUCUUGAAUUAGAAUUGUUAAAAAACUCGUGUUAUAACAUGGGAGCAGGAUCGUCGACAGAAAUUCCCGGUGGUGGAAGCGAAGGCUACCAUGUCUUACGUGUUCAGGAGAAUUCUCCAGGAUAUAAAGCUGGCUUGGAACCUUUUUUCGACUUUAUUGUUUCCAUAGAAAAUACCCGACUGGACCAAGAUAAUGAAUCCCUUAAAGAAAUCCUUAAGAGUAAUGCCGAAAAACCUGUUAAGAUGUUAGUCUAUAGCAGUAAAACCCUGAAAGUCAGAGAGGUCAGCAUUACACCAAGUAAUAUGUGGGGUGGCCAAGGGCUUCUUGGUGUAAGUAUACGAUUCUGUUCGUUUGAUGGUGCCAAUGAGAAUGUCUGGCAUGUCUUGGAUGUACAACCUAACUCCCCGGCUGAUAUAGCAGKWCUAAGGACAAAUACAGACUAUAUCAUAGGUGCAGACUCUGUGCUUCAUGAGUCUGAUGACCUGUUCCAAUUGAUUGAGUCUCAUGAAGGCAAACCUCUUAAACUUUAUGUGUACAACUCAGAAACAGAUGGCUGCAGAGAGGUCACCCUGACCCCGAAUAGCAACUGGGGUGGUGAAGGAAGUUUGGGUUGUGGAAUAGGAUAUGGUUAUUUACAUCGAAUUCCUCAACGUGAUGAUGAAAAACCUCCACCAGUAGCAUCUCAUGGAGCUCCRUCAAGUGAUGGAUUUUCAGAAGUUCCAUUGACAGGAGUGACCACAGCAGUCCCAACACCCUUGGAUCAUGGGAUGGCUUCAUUAAACCUUCAGUCCAGCACAGCUCAAGCAGCAAUGAACCCUUUGAAUACUAGUCUAACAUCAUCAACAAAUGCUGUACCAUUUGAUACAGCACAACCAACCAUGCCUAGUGUCCAGUUCAGCACUGCAGUACCAACUGUACCAAGCACACAGUUCARUACAGCAGCACCAACCAUCCCUAAUCCACAAUACAACGCGGCAGUACCAACUAUGCCUGGUACACAAUAUAGUACCGCUGUACCAACUGUCCCUAGUAAUCUCUUCAAUACUUCAUCUCCAGCUACAUCAACUGUUUUGCAGAGUGGUACACCCAUGCCAAGUACAGCCCAUACCCCAGCAUCAUCAUUUACAGUCACACCCAAUGUACAACCAGUAGGCACACCUUAUACACCAUUUAAUCCUUCUGUCCAGGGAACACCAGCACCAAUUCCAGUAUUCCAGACACCAACCCUUGUACCAACUCCCAUUAGCAGUGGACCUCAACAAAGUAUUCCAACCAGUGAGCCAGCAUUACAACCUGGUUCAACACCAGACCUAUCUAGUCCAGGAAGUACAGUAACAGCCAAACCAGCACAACUCUUGAUGGAUAUYACUGCUGGUGCCACCCCUGCACCAUUAAUUCCAGUWUCAAMUGUUCAAAAUGGUGAAAAUCCUUCAGUUUUACAGCAAUCGCCACAGCUUGUUGCUCAAUAAUUUUCCAUAAGGAAUUAAGAGCUAAAACUAGUGAUGUUCUAAAACAGUCUAACAAGCACAAAAUYGUGCUCCAUAUAAAAUUCCAAUUGUUGGACGAAUAAUUUAUAACAAGAGAGAAAAAAGAAAGUACAGAGUGGUUUUUCAUUAGCCUGUGAACCACUAACAUAUAUAUUAUAUAUAUGUAUACCUUACUAUUUAGCCUGUCAGGAAGCCAUUAAACCUGUGAAAUGUAAUACACAGACUAUUCAGAGUAAGUGGAGAGCAUGACCAUAAAACUCGUAAAUUGGGUUGUAAGGUUUAUUACUUGAUAUCAAUUUAGGAAAUAGUUGUAAUAUGUAUUAGUCAAUAUCAAUUCCUCUGGUUUUAUGGUAUUACAGUCUAGUUCACAGUACCACUCCUGUUCCCAUGACAUAGAUAACCAAUGAUUGCCGAAUCCUUUGGUGUCUGGCAUUGUUCCUUGGUUGUGAUAUUUUGUGGACUUAAUUGUCUCCUUGAAGAGACAGACGUUCGUUCAUUGAUUUAGAUAAAGACAUUGAUAUAUUAAAGUAAUUUUAAUGUGAAAAAUAAAGAUUAUUCUGACAUGAA
Messenger RNA from Exaiptasia diaphana, 2071 nucleotides. RefSeq names its product Golgi reassembly-stacking protein 2. The coding region runs from base 56 to 1486 and encodes 476 amino acids. The record is from RefSeq and is a predicted model, not a curated record. Lineage: Eukaryota; Metazoa; Cnidaria; Anthozoa; Actiniaria; Aiptasiidae. Gene Ontology annotation, molecular function: protein binding. Gene Ontology annotation, biological process: Golgi organization. The transcript is spliced from 11 exons. Gene Ontology annotation, cellular component: Golgi apparatus.